GCCGCUGGGUAGGGGGACAGGGGGGAGCCAUAGACCCGAUCCCCCCCCGGCCUCUGCUGGCACCAGUUCCCCCAGCGCCUCCGGACCAGACGGGCACCGGCCCCGGACCAGGCCUGGGGUUUCUUCUUCCGUCCCCCCAGCGAUGACCAACCAGGUGGAGUUGGCCAUGGGGGAUGGGCCCCACAUGAGCCUGGACCCGCUGCCCAAGCCCUGCCUGGCGAAGCGCUGCGGCUGGCUCACCCGCAACCUGCUGCUAACGCUCACCAUCCUGGGGGUGAUUCUGGGCACCGUGUUUGGGGGCCUCCUGCGGCUGCUUCCCCCGCUGGACGAAGACCUGCUAGUGCUUAUCUCCUUCCCAGGAGACAUCCUCAUGCGGAUGCUGAAAAUGCUCAUCUUGCCCCUGGUCAUCUCCAGCCUCAUCUCAGGGCUGGCAGGGCUGGAUGCCAAGUCGAGCGGGCACAUGGGCACCCGCGCCAUGGUGUAUUACAUGUCCACCACGGUGCUGGCCGCCGUGCUGGGCGUGAUCCUGGUCCAGUCCAUCCACCCGGGCGACCCCAAGCUGAAGAUGGCAACGGGCGCGGCGGAGAGGGGCGAGGAGGUUUCCAGCCUGGACGCCUUCCUGGAUCUGGUCCGGAACCUCUUCCCCGAGAACCUGGUGCAGGCCUGUUUCCAGCAGGUCCAGACGGUGUCCCAGAGGUGCGGUUCCCGCCCCGUGGUGCGGGCUCAGGAGAAGUACUGGUCCUCCCGGGAACCUGUCCUGUCUCACGCCACCGUCACGGAGAUCAAGCCUGGGGCCAGCACCUCCCCAGAACGGUUGGAGUUCGGCGGGAUGAACGGCCUGACGGGUUUUUCUCGCCUUCGGGUGGUCAUGGGGCAGCUGGGGGAGGCGAAGCCCAUUGGCGAUUCUUCACUCCUCAACGAGUCAUUCAUGCAGGUGGUCGCCAUGAUCAUGCUGGGUUCUGCCCCGCUCACCCUCAUUGUGUCCCCGCCACCCUCGAGGUCUUCCCCCGGCUCCGCCCUCAUUGUGUCCCUCUUGGCCCACCCUAGGGUCUGCCCCGGUCGCCCUCAGUACUCGCCCUUCGGCAUCGCCUCCCUGAUCUGCGGGAAGCUGGCCGGGCUGCAGGACCUGGAGCUGGUCGCCCGCCAGCUGGGCCUGUACAUGGUGACGGUGGCCCUGGGGCUGCUGCUGCACGGGGCCCUCGUCCUGCCCCUCAUCUUCUUCGGGGUCACUCGCCAGAACCCCUUCGCCUUCUACGCCGGCAUCUUCCAGGCCUGGCUCACUGCCCUGGGCACCGCCUCCAGGGACCGCCUGCGCACCUCCAUCAACGUGGUGGGGGACUCAUUCGGGGCCGGCAUCGUUUACCACCUGUCGCAGGCUGAGCUGGCAUCCGUGGACGCCCGGGCCGAGGGGCGUCCGCCUGAGCCCCCCAGCCCCAAGCUCCCACCGCUGCCCAACCACCAGGGCCCCCCCGAGUGUACCGGGCUGGGGUACAUGGCCCUGCCCGCCGCCGACAGCAAGGAGGAGGAGCAGGCGGAGCCGGGGGCCGAGGACAAGGGGCCUGAGGGGUCACCGGGCAGUGACCGGGAGGAGAAGGAAGAGGAGGAAUAA
Messenger RNA from Chelonoidis abingdonii (Abingdon island giant tortoise), 1609 nucleotides. The record is from RefSeq and is a predicted model, not a curated record. NCBI's taxonomy places the organism in Eukaryota, Metazoa, Chordata, Testudines, Testudinidae.